CAGUUUGCAUCUAACCAGCGUGAGUAUCGUAUUAUAUCUUUGUCACCGUAACCUUCAUACCGUUUUACGCUUCAUUUUUUAAUAAGAUAAUUGUAACGUUAUAUUAUAGUGAAUAAAAUACAUGUAUACAUUAAUAAAUAUAAUAAUUUAGUGCUAUAUCAACUGUGUUAUAUAUUAAUUCAUUUUAAUUAGGUUCUGUGAUUAAGUUAAAAGCAAUAAAUUUUUUACAAAUAAAAAGUGAGGAAAAUUCGAAAUAAAUAUUUUUCUGGUUACUGGGGAGUGUCUAAGACUAAUGAAUACAAUUAAAAUUGGAAAACAUCUACUUGGACCAUGAAAACUACAGUACAUCUUGCGAUCGAAGUAACGAGAUAGCGCCGUGAUUUCGGCGUGUUCAGCUCAGCGCUAGGAGCAAUAGGGUGGUUAACCAGUAAGGCUGAAAAGGAAUCUAGACAGAACUCAGCGAUUACACACAUCCAAAUAAAUCAACAAGACAUGAAUUCGAAAAUUACUCGUUUGAAAAUUGUUCAAGAUUUUUGGACAAUUAGAAUAAUAAAAAAACAUAUAGUUAAAUUGAUUUGCAACAAAAAUUAUUUCUUUGAAUAUGAUAUGAAGUGACAAAUGUAUAAAUUUAGUAUAAAAAAUUUUUUACAAUUACAUUUUACUUUAAUUAAGUUGCUCGUGGUUCCGUAUCAUUUUUUAUAUUUUUAACGGUUUAUUAUAAGUGUUGUCGAUUUAAAAUCUUUUAUGAGUGACUUCAAAGUAGCAACCGGUAACAUUGAUAUAUACCGAAACAGUGCCGCGAAGUGAGGCAGUGGUGGUAGUUAAGCAGUGGACAUGAUUAUUUCAAAGGAUUUGUUCCUUCUUGGCGACCAAGAUUAUCUUCGCCUGCCUAGCAACGAAAAGCGCCAACAGCGGGCAAUGGGGCGCCCGAUUAUUAACCCUACCAGAGUGGAAACUUCGGCGCUGCAACUGGUGUGCCCCCUGGAUUCUCGUCCAGUGCAACUAGUCUUCCGAGGACUGCAGGUGUUCAAAGAGAAGCGUGCCCUCCUUCGUGAUAUAUCCGGCGUGGUUAAGCCGGGCGAGCUUUUGGCUGUUAUGGGACCCUCAGGGUGUGGAAAAACAACAUUAUUAAAUUGUUUGUCAGGACGAGUGGACCUAGAUAGUGGAGAAAUUUGGUUAAAUCGAGAAAGAUUAACAAAAAGAUGGCGCCGUCGUAUUUGUUACGUUCAGCAACAAGACGUCUUCUUUCCCGAUCUUACUUUACGCCAAACACUGGAGUAUCAGGCACGAUUGAGGCUCCCGGAUACACUUUCGCACACACAGAAAAUGCAGUGCGUGGAUCAUAUCAUUGAGGUUCUUGAUCUCACUGGGUGCCAAGAUACGAUUAUUGGAGACUACACAAAACGAGGUCUUUCUGGAGGAGAAAGAAAGAGAACUAGUAUAGCCUGCGAAUUACUCACUAAUCCAUCGUUGAUGUUGCUCGAUGAACCAACAAGCGGUUUGGAUUCACACUCUGCCCAAGCCUUAAUUUCAAGACUGAAAAAAUAUGCUGAACAAGAAGGCAAAAGUAUAGUGGUGACCGUACAUCAGCCAAGCUCUAGGAUGUUUCAUAGUUUCAGCAAACUUUUAUUGCUCAGUCGUGGGCAAGUUGCAUAUUAUGGCUCUACAACAAGCAUUGGAAGAUUUUUUGCCACUAUCGGACUGACUUUACUUCCUCAUUACAAUCCUGCUGAUUUCAUACUGGAACAAAUAAAGGGACCGGAAGAAGUGAGAGAACGUAUCGUCGCAGCAGCCCAAGCAGCAAGACAGGGAUCAGACUGCCCACUAGAGCUUCGUGCUGACUAUAAUCCCAGUCGAUAUCCGCUAUGUGACCAUUUUAUCCACUACCACGAACACCAUAUAACCCACAACGUGAAAGAAGAUGAGGGCCGUACAUUAUGGCUGGAUACACAAAGUCACGCUAGCAGUAGUGCUAGUUCAACAGAUGAAGAUUAUUCUUGGCAAUGGCCGACAAGUUUUUGGUCUCAAUUCAAAGUUUUAUCCGAAAGAAAUUUUCAAGAAGCUCGACCACGAAUGUUAUCGAGAUUAAAUUGGCUCCAAACAAUUGCUCUAGGCAUUUUAGCUGGGCUUCUUUGGCUUCGAUUACCUAGAACUGAAGCAGCCCUCCAUGAUAUUCAAGGAUGGAUGUUUUUUAGUACCACAUACUGGAUGUUAUUUGCACAUUUUGGUGCUCUUUCUAGCUUUCCUCCUGAGCGUGAAGUUAUAAAUAAAGAGCGUAUGUCAGGAUCGUACCGACUAUCAGCUUAUUAUUUAGCCAAAAUGGUUGGCGAACUACCACUAACGAUAACUCUUCCGGCAGUAUAUCAUAUAAUUAGUUAUCCAAUGUUAGGAUUCCACAGUCCAGCAGUUUUUAUUACAUUACUUGCCUUUUUACUUCUGAACACUGUGGUGGCACAGAGUGUUGGUUUUUUUGUUGGGGCUUGUUGCUUGGAUCUACAAGUAAGCAUCACAGCUUCUGCACUCUACACUCUCGCCACACAGUUAUUAGGAGGUUACUUAGCGACUUCUGUGCCACCCUGGCUUGCCUGGGCACGUUACACUAGCAUGGUCCAUUAUGCUUACCAAAAUAUGCAAAUAUUAGAAUUUGGAGUUGGCGAUCCUAUAGCAUGCUCGCAACCAAGUAAAUUCCCAGAGUGCAAAAAUGGAACAACGAUUCCCGUGUCAGCAAUACUUGAGAACCAAGGUGGUCAAAGAGGAUCCAGUUUACCUUUAUGGGCUAACACUGUUAUACUUUUAGCAUUCUUGGUGGUGUUUCGAACGCUUGGAUAUCUAGUUCUUCGUUACUACCGGAUGCCUAAGUAAUUAUUUAACUUAUUGGCCAUAUCGUAUGCAGUUCUCUAAUUCAUUCUUCAUACAACUUCGAUUAAAUAUAAAUACCAAUUUUCUGUUAUUGAUAUUAGCUAACUCGGAAAUGGAAAUACUUCGAACCGUUACUUAUUUCGGCUUUCGUUUAUAUUUUUAUUAUCGAAUAGGAAUCACUAUUAUAUUAGGUUAGAAAAUUGAGAACGGGAUCAACCAUUAAUUGAAAUCUAUCAUGAAGUUCAUUAACGUAUAGAUUCAGGCGAGUUCUAAUUGUUGUUUUUAUUAUUAUUAUAAUUAUUAUUAUUAUUAUUAUUAUUAUUUUUAUUAUUAUUAUUAUUAAUAUUAUUAUUAUUAUUAUUAUUAUUAUUAUUAUUAUUAUUAUUAUUAUUAUUAUUAUUAUUAUUAUUAUUAUUUUUAUUUAUUUAAAUAUACCUAACUCUUUUUUUGUAAUCUUACGAGUUCACGUUACCGAAGGAAAAGUACACGGAAAAAUAUAAAUAGGAAUGGUUACUGUGGUACACAAGAAUGAUCGUAAAGUAUGUUAAAAUUAAUCGUAGCACAUUACUAGUUCUUGUUAUAAUAGGAAUGGGUCGUUUUUAUAUACGACUGAUACAAUCUAACAUAGCAACCAUUACUAUGUUAAACAUUAUGUCGAAAACAUGACUGGUUAUCGUGUUCACAGUCACCCUUCGCUUUCCAGAUAAUACAGUUUCCUUCCAGCAGUCGAUGUGUUACUCUAUAAAAUAGGUAUAGGUCCUGUGUGGAGAUGCGAAAGACUCUCCGGAGAAAUGCGUUCCAUUGUCGUUCAGCAUAGUAACCAUUCCUGUGCUGGACAGGAACUGUUGCUUUCAGUCACAUGCCUGAGUGCUGUUUACAACAUUAGUUCCCGCCAAACAGUAGUCAGGCAUGUGACUGAAAGCAACAGUUCCUGUCUAGCCCAGGAAUGGUUACUAUGCUGAACAACAAUGGAACGCAUUUGUCCGGUGAGUUUUUCGCAUCUCCACACAGGACCUAUACCUAUUUUAUAUAGUAACACAUCGACUGCUGAAAGGAACCUGUAUUAUUUGGAAAGCGAAUGGUGACUGUGAACACGGUAACUAUUCCUAUCUAUUUUUUUCCGUGUAGGUAGUAUUUUGAAUUGUUUUGUUACAAAAAUUAAAAUAAAAAAAAAAACAUAUAAAUACUACUUUUGUAGAUUACUUUUUUUUAUAUUUUGUGUGAAUUGCGAUUUUUCGGAUUUAAUACGUACAUGAUAUUAAAUAUAGUAAUAGCUGAAUUACUUUUCUGUAAGCUCGAUUGUAUUUAGAAAUAUGAAACUGAAAGUACGAUUAAACUGCAUUCAUGAAGAAGACUAUGAUUUCUGUAGGUAUUUCAUAAAAAAAAAGUAAACGUGGAAAAGUGAAAACGAAAGUAAACAAAUGCAUAACUGGAUAUAAUAAAUUGGUUGAGUGUAUUUACACAUACGAUAAUUAUAUCGUAACCAGCGUAUUCUAUCAGAGCUAAUAUCAUUAAUCGAAUAAUAGUUAUGUUAAACUAGGAAAGAAAUUGAACGAAUUAAUAUAUGAUAACGUAGGAAACUAAUAUAAGCGGAAGGAGAUAACUGUGAUUCCAUUUAUAAGGGAACGUUAAUUUAAUUAACAUAAUUUUACACUUCAAAACUGUUUGUCCAAAAACAUUUGAUUUUGUAUAUAUUUUUUUUAAAGCACAUGAAUAAGAUAAUAGUUAAUUCUAUUGACAUCUUACUAUUAUAUGCGCUUCGAUAUUCAUGAAUUCUAAAAACUAUUGAUUGACGUAAAGUUCGGCUGAUUGCUUGGACUAUUUAUAAUUAAAUGGAUUAAAUUGUUCUCGAACGAAAUCCUAAGCAGGAAAACAAAGAUGUAAUGUUUCGUUACAUUAAUAUGCUACACGGAGAUAAAUUUAUGUUAACAAUUACAAUAUAUUAUGGAAAUGGUUCCCAUAAUGCAUGGUAACCGUUUUUUUUUUAAAGUAGAUUAUAGGAACGGCACCCAUAUAUAUUAUAGUUAUCAUUACCAGAAUAUAUAUGAUUACCAUUACCAUAACAUGUGUAACCGUUACCAUAAUAUUACAGUAAUUGUUACUACAAUAUUAUGGUAAUCUUUACUAUAAUAUUAUGGUAACCAUUACCGUAAUAUAUGGUAAUUGUUACCAUUACCAUAAUAUGUGUACCCGUUACCAUAAUAUUACAGUAAUUGUUACCAUAAUAUUAUGGUAACCAUUAAUAUAAUAUAUGGUAACCAUUACCAUAAUAUUAUAGUAAUCUUUACUAUAAUAUUAUGGUAACCAUUACCGGAAUAUAUGGUAAUUGUUACCAUUACCAUAAUAUGUGUACCCGUUACCAUAAUAUUACAGUAAUCGUUGCCAUAAUAUUAUGGUAACUAUUAAUAUAAUAUGUGGUAACCGUUAUCAUAACAUUAUAGUAAUCUUUACCAUAAUAUUAUGGUAACCAUAACCGUAAUAUAUGGUAACCAUAACCGUAAUAUAUGGCAAUGGUUACCAUAUAUUAUGGUAAUGGUUACUUUAUAUUAUGGCAAUGGUUACCAUAUAUUAUGGGAACGGUUACCAUAACAUAUGGUAAUUAUUACCGUAACGAUAUGAGAUGAUAUUUUAUAAACGUCCUAGGAACGGUUACCAUAAAUUUCUCUCCGUGUAAGAAGAACUCAAAGCAACAAGCCGAAUUUGCCAUGAAUUUUUUCAGAUCAAAAAUCAGAACAGAUAUGAUUCAAAACUUCGAAUCUAUAAAGAGUGAAUUAAAAAACCAGUACAAUAAUAUCCUAAAGAAUUUAUAAAUAUUUCAAACUCAAUCGAUAUCAAAUCCAUUAAUGUCGCCAAAUUUUGAAGGAUACAUGUAUUGUUUUUUUCUUAUCAAUUAGGGUAUUAGAAAAAUUUGUAUAAGCUUUUUGAUGUAUUCAUGAAUAACUAACUCUUAAAUUUAUAAUAAAAAUUGACUGAUAACUUUUUAUAAAUGAUUUAAUAAGCAUACAAUAAUGUCUACGUGUUCGUUUUUUGACAUUUGAAAUCGUUUUAUAUUUAAAACAAAUGGUUUUCUAAUUUUAUAUCUUAAAAGUUAGGCAAUGAAUUAUAUCAUCUGUAAUUACCGUUACGACCAUUAUCAUCAUCUCAAAAUCAUGAUUAUAUCACUUAUUAUUAAUUAUAAUAGAGGUACUUUUUUCAAUUAUGUAUCCAAAAAAUGAUAUGUAUGAAAUCAAAAGUAAAUAAAAAAUUUUGUAGUUACUUGAUAAAUAAUAUGAAACUUAUUUUUAGCAUUCGAAUAAAACAGACUAGAUGAAAAAAAUACUUUCAUCGAUUCAACUAGUAACUAUUUAAAAUAUAAUAACGAUGAUCGAAAAACAAAAAUCUGUAAUGAAAUAAUUAAAAAGCAAAAAUAUUGUAAGCCCGAGUCAAAAAACAAAUUCGAAUUUACGUCUCAAAGUUCUCAAUGAAGUUUUUGAGGAUCAAUUUGCAGUAGAAUCUCGCUAUAUUUGACCGCUCUCUGUAGUUGACCAAAUUCUCUCUCUAUAUUUGACAAUCCUGUCUCCCACUACGACUUUUCGUUUGGCCAAUAAAAAAAAAAAACUUCGUGGCGGGUAGAUUUGAAUUAUUUUGGGCUAUAAGUACAAACUUUAAGUUCUAUUAAUCUAAUAAAUUUUAAUCACAUACUUUAAAGAGAUAUAAUAUUUAAA
This is a messenger RNA of Microplitis mediator, 6563 nucleotides long. RefSeq lists its product as uncharacterized. Gene Ontology annotation, molecular function: ATP hydrolysis activity; ATP binding; ABC-type transporter activity. The transcript has 13 exons. NCBI's taxonomy places the organism in Eukaryota, Metazoa, Arthropoda, Insecta, Hymenoptera, Braconidae. Bases 835 to 2862 code for a protein of 675 amino acids. The record is from RefSeq and is a predicted model, not a curated record. Gene Ontology annotation, cellular component: plasma membrane.